Daphnia pulicaria is the source of this 1712-nucleotide messenger RNA. RefSeq names its product NPC intracellular cholesterol transporter 2 homolog a-like. The coding region runs from base 78 to 515 and encodes 145 amino acids. Gene Ontology annotation, molecular function: sterol binding. Gene Ontology annotation, biological process: sterol transport. The record is from RefSeq and is a predicted model, not a curated record. The transcript is spliced from 6 exons. NCBI's taxonomy places the organism in Eukaryota, Metazoa, Arthropoda, Branchiopoda, Diplostraca, Daphniidae.
GCCAUAUAUAAAAAGGCGUCCGUUUUUUCCCUUUAGUCACUUCAUUCGCUGCAGCAACUCGAAAAAAAACGGCCAAAAUGUUGAAAGUAGCCAUUGCUUGUGCUCUCCUCUUCGUCGCCGUCUCGGCCACACCCUACAGGGAUUGCGGAUCGACCGCCGCACUGACCGCUGUGCGUGUCCCGGGUUGCAAUGCCUUGCCUUGCAUCGUCUACCGUGGAACUAACGUGACCGUCGAGUACGACUUCACAGCUGUUGAUCCAUCCACCACACUGACGACCGAUGUUAAAGGCGUCAUCAGCGGAGCAACUCUCCCUUGGCCCGGUCAGUUCCCUCCUGCUUGCGAAGAUGUGAAAGUUGGUGAUUGCCCAGUGGCCGUGGCCGAACCUAUUACCAUGGCAACUGUUCUGGUCUUAUCCCCUGCCUUCCCUUCGGUGAACGCAAAGGCAAUCUGGACCCUCCGUAAUGAUAACGACGGUCCUAUCGUCUGCUUCGAAGUUACUGUCACUCUUUUGUAAAUUUUGUAUCUCUGCAAACAAAAUUGUGGAUUUAAAAAAACUAAAAUGCAAAUCAAUAAAUCACCGUGAAAUUAAAUACUCAGUAAUGAGUGCUAUUUUACUAGCAAACUACACUUAAAUAUAUAAUUGCGAGGCUUGAUGGUAAUUCAAUUUUAAAAAGAACAAUUUCCUUUUGUUUUUCUUUCGUGCUAUUGACAUUGAAUGAUUUUCUCGGUUUUCCCAUUUAGCGCGUGUUAGGGGCGUCACGUCGUCACGAAAUUAUCUCUGUUUCUCUCUUUGAAAUGGAAUCAACUUUCGCGGAUUUUCCAUUGCGUAAUCUCAGUAUAGGUCAAUGGUUGGUCAUAGAUUAUCAGAGAAUGAACUGAUGACUAGCAGAAUAAACGCUUCGCCAAUGGAAAAGAUCGAAUUCAUAGCAGUUUUCUGGUCAAUCCACACAUAUAAAAGCAAUGAUGAAAACUGAGCAUGAAUGUCAGUCACUUGGUUUUAAGCGCUGUUCUUCCGUCUUCCAUUUCUGUCUCGAUUAAAUCCAGUUGAUUGUGUGAUUGACAUUUUCACGAUGGGCUCAUCGAUGAAGUUAUUCACUUUGACGUUUGUACUGCUCGCCUUAAUCGAGCUGGGCUUUGGACUUAUUUGUAGUAAUCCAGAAGCUUAUAAAAAUACCUUUGUAGCUGAUCCUAAAGGUAAACAAAAAGGCGAAUGCGUAUCCUUUUAUAAGACGUGUUCGAAAGAUCCUCGUAAUACUACGUUAUGGAGAAAAGGAGUACAAGUGAAAAAUAAUAAAAAUAUACCAUACGGUACGGGAAUAGCAACUUUCACCAAUGGAGAUCUUUACGUCGGGAGUAAAUGUGGCAGACCACUUCCUUGUGGUCACGUUGCGAUUUAUGUUGGCCAGAAUUCACAGGGGAUCCAAGUCUGGGAUCAAUGGAAAAGUAGACCUGUUAGCAAUCGUACAAUUUUCUUUGAUGGCCGCCGCACCAGCAGUAAUGAUGGAAAUCAAUUCUAUGUCAUCAACUAAACUGAUUUCCAUUAAGAUGUCUAAACCCAAGCCGACGAAAAUGUUGCAGACCAUUUAUCUUCUUGUAGUCGUUUUACCUAGCUGAACUCGGGAAUCCAAAGGGUAGUGCAUUAGUGCAAUGUCUGUCAUCUUACCUGCUUAUGUAGUGUUAAAGAAUAUAAUACAUAUGAUAGAGCAUUGAA